Messenger RNA from Aureobasidium namibiae CBS 147.97, 1278 nucleotides. RefSeq lists its product as uncharacterized. The record is from RefSeq and is a predicted model, not a curated record. Gene Ontology annotation, cellular component: vacuolar membrane. Gene Ontology annotation, molecular function: amino acid transmembrane transporter activity. Bases 1 to 1278 code for a protein of 425 amino acids. Gene Ontology annotation, biological process: amino acid transmembrane transport. The transcript has a single exon. NCBI's taxonomy places the organism in Eukaryota, Fungi, Ascomycota, Dothideomycetes, Dothideales, Saccotheciaceae.
AUGGUCAACCCUUUUGAAAACGAUGCCAACGGCGAGACCGAAUACAGGACGUUAACGUGGCUCAAUGCUGGCUUCCUCCUUGUUGCUGAGACCAUCUCGUUGGGUAUCCUCUCCCUUCCUGCUGUCGUUGCCAGCAUGGGUUUCGUCCCCGGUGUCAUCCUGAUCAUCUUCUUUGGCGCUCUCACAACAUACACUGGAUACGUCACCUACCAAGUCAAGAUUCACGCGAUGGGCGUGCACAACUUUGCUGACGCCGGUUUAUUCUUCUUUGGAAGAUGGGCAAAGGAGGUUUCUGAGGCUGCUCAGAUCAUUCUCCUGGUCUUCAUCAUGUCCGCUCACGUCUUGACAUUCUCCAUCAUGAUGAACGUUCUGACCAAUCACGGCACCUGCACUAUCGUUUUCACCGUCGUUGGUAUGGUUGUGUCGAUGAUCCUCUGUAUCCCGCGAACCAUGAAGAAUGUUGCGCUCAUGUCAGUCGCUUCUUGCUUGUCAAUCGCGACCGCCAUCUUCAUCGCCAUGAUUGGCAUCGGAGUCGACCCUCCCGCUGGUGCUCACGCUUAUGCCGUCACCCCUUCGAGCCAGACUUCUUUCCGCACUGGUGUCGUGGCCGUUGCCAACAUCCUCGUCUCUUUCUGCUCCAACAUCGCCUACUUCGGUUUCAUCUCCGAGAUGAAGAAACCCAGAGACUUCCCCAAGGCUUUGGCCAUGCUACAGAUCAGCACCUGCUCUCUUUACCUCAUCGUUGCCGUUGUCAUUUACCGUUUCGCCGGCACUGAUGUCAAGUCCCCCGCCAUUGGCUCCGCCAGCCCCGUCGUCCGCAAAGUCGCCUACGGCAUCGCCAUCCCCACUAUUGUCGUCGCUGGAGUCAUUUACGCACACGUGGCCACCAAGAAUGUAUACGUCCGCAUUUGGCGCAAGACCAACGUCAUGAACGAGAAGAGUUUCCGCUCGCUUGGCAGCUGGUACGGACUCACCAUCAUCCUCUGGGUUGUCGCUUGGGUCAUUGCAAACGCCAUUCCCGUCUUCAGCCAACUUCUUGGUCUUCUUGGCGCUCUGUUCUGCACUUGGUUCUCGAUGAUUUUGCCCGCUGCUUGGUGGAUUAUGAUGAACAAGAAGCAGCUCACUGCCAACUGGAAGAAGAUCACUUUAACCAUCAUCAAUAUUGCCAUUGCACUCAUUGGUCUCGCCCUUUGCGGUUUGGGCGUUUGGGGUGCUGCCGUUGACAUCUCGGAGAACUCUGGCAGUGCUAGCGCUUUCUCUUGCGGCGACAACUCAUAG